Bemisia tabaci is the source of this 2016-nucleotide messenger RNA. NCBI's taxonomy places the organism in Eukaryota, Metazoa, Arthropoda, Insecta, Hemiptera, Aleyrodidae. The record is from RefSeq and is a predicted model, not a curated record.
UAGUUUGUCCGCAUGGAGCGCUAGCGUCAUUGUUUUCGUUCCGUCUACUUUGAACUUUCGCUUUGUUUUGAAUAGGAUUGUCAGUCGUUGUUUCGUCUGUCUGCACAGUCAUCUGUCGUAGCUACUAAAUCGUGAUUGAACGGCCAACGUCAGUAGGAACUUCCGUCAGAGUGAUUAAAUAAUAAUUUAUUUCGUGUGAUCUGUGUUCAGUGCGGUGCGUGUGACGCCAGUAAUCUGCGUGACAGUGUGUCUCAUAAUCAACAUCUCUCUCUUUGUUCCGUGAUUCAUUCUGCGUUAUCCGUGCGUCCUUUAUCACACUGAGUGUUGGUGAGUUCAUUGCAUUUUCGUUGCGGUCGAUUGAAACUUUUUCGGGGAGCAAAUUGGGGAUUGCAUUCCAUCGUAGUUACCUUCUUCCGCACCCCCAAAUCUUUUGAUCGCUUCUCUGCGAACAUGUCAAAACUCGAUGGAAUAAGGUCCUCUCUGGACUAGUAGAAAGGAAGUGUCAUGAUCUUUGUGUGUGCCGUCAUGAUUCUCAACUCGAGAAGUUGGCUGAGCAAUAUCUUAUGAAUUAAAUGUUCUGUGGUUAAGUGUUGUGAACUACUUAAUACCCCAGCAGAAUGGAUGAUGCGAUUGACGAGCCUCAAUUCAAGUUCAACCGCGGGACGAUGAAACUUAGUCCAGAGCUUCCAAAAUCACUGGAUGAUCACGAUGGGGAAAUAUCCUCUUGGACAAGCACUCCAAAUGAGACGAACGGAACAAACGGGACGCACAGUUCAUCUCUAAACGAAACCACGAAUUCAGAUGACCACAAUGAUCUCACUUGUCUCAGGUUCGAGAUCGUCUCCACCAAAACCGUCCAAGAUGACAAUGCCAAAAAAUACGUGACGUACGUGAUGCGGGUGCGGCUGGACGGGAGCGAGGAGGACGUGCACGACACGCGGAUCGAGCGGCGCUACACGGACUUCCUGGAGCUGUUCUCGCAGCUGAAGCAGGAGCAGCCCGCGAUCAUGGCCCAGAUCAGCUUCCCGAGGAAGCUCCUCGUGGGCAACUUCUCGCAGGAGUCGAUCGCCUGCCGGAGCACCUCCUUCGAGUACCUCCUCCGCUUCGUCGCCGUCCACGACAAGCUCAAGCUCAGCCCCACCACCGUCGCCUUCCUCCAGCAGAAGGAGAUGACCGAGGUCCGACAUCACAUCGCCAACCAGCAACACUCACUCGCAAUCCCGAUCCUGGAAAACACAUUCCGGCUGCUGAACAAGUUCUACACGGACCGGCACCCGGCGGUGCUGCGGGCGCUGUGCCUCCUGGUGGCGUGCUGCCACGCGGCCCGCUCCCCUGACACGGAGCGCUACGCGGGGAUCGCCCUCCGCCGCUUCCAGGGCGUCUCCGACUUCGACCUCCUCCAGUACUACGUGCCGCUCCUCCAGCUCUGCGCCACCCUGGACUGGACCCGCGCCCACAAGGAGCACAACUACGGCACCAUCAUCAAGGAGCGGCUCGCCGACAUGAAGCGCCGCGGCAUGAAGGUCGACGGAUGCCUCCCCUUGCUCGAGCUCCUCCUCCAGCACCAGGAACCCAAGCGGGACUAGAGCCGGGACCAGGGGGACCACCCUCCUUGCGCACCCCCUUUCUGCCCCUCCAUGUAGGGCUGGGUCGUGUCGCGUCGUUACGCCGACUGCCAGCUCGCCGCGCCAGCGCAGUGACAAGUCUCGCCAGUCGGCAAAUGGACCACUAGACAAGCUGCGAAUUUAAGCACUUUGGUACAACCAGAAUUUCACGUAGAGCACGAUUCCAGAAUCUAAAGUUUUUGAAAUCAACCCCUCACUAAGAUAUUAACGUUUCUAUCUUAUCGACAGAGCACAGGGGAGAAUUUCACGAGCCGCCCUGCGCCGUCUACAGAGCGCAUGGCGCACGACCCGCCUUUCAUUAUUACACUUCAUCGAGCGUUGAGAGCUCGCUAAUUGCUUCACACGACCAGUGUGUAAUUUUAAAAGUCGGAAAAAAAAAUAAAAAAAUAAA